AUUGAACUGGCCUGGGUCCUGGGGGAGGGGGGUGGGACUCGAAAUCGGCUCCUCAGUGAUGAGGCCAGGGUGUGCUGUACGCAUGCGCUGUUUCUUCAGCGCCAGCUCCGUCCCCGCCGUAGCGAAGCGGGUCUGUUCCGCCCGCGCGUAUUACGACCUGACGUCAGCAACGUGCGCGGCGCAGUGACGAAGUCGGCUGGUUUAUAUUGGCGCGGCCCAGACGGUAGAGGUCUCUGCGGCGCGGUCCUCGGAGACACGCGGCGGUGUCCUGUGUUGACCAUGGCCGACUACCUGAUUAGUGGGGGCACAUCCUACGUGCCAGAUGACGGACUCACAGCACAGCAGCUCUUCAACUGCGGAGACGGCCUCACCUACAAACCAGGUGGACCUGACUUCUGCUCUGACCAAGAAAAUCACCCUUAAGACCCCACUGGUUUCCUCUCCCAUGGACACAGUCACAGAGGCUGGGAUGGCCAUAGCAAUGGCGCUUACAGGUGGUAUUGGCUUCAUCCACCACAACUGUACACCUGAAUUCCAGGCCAAUGAAGUUCGGAAAGUGAAGAAAUACGAACAGGGAUUCAUCACAGACCCUGUGGUCCUCAGUCCCAAGGAUCGUGUGCGGGAUGUUUUUGAGGCCAAGGCCCGGCAUGGUUUCUGCGGUAUCCCAAUCACAGACACAGGCCGGAUGGGGAGCCGCUUGGUGGGCAUCAUCUCCUCCAGGGAUAUUGAUUUUCUCAAAGAGGAGGAACAUGACUGUUUAUUGGAAGAGAUAAUGACAAAGAGGGAAGACUUGGUGGUAGCCCCUGCAGGCAUCACACUGAAGGAGGCAAACGAAAUUUUGCAGCGCAGCAAGAAGGGAAAGUUGCCCAUUGUAAAUGAAGAUGAUGAGCUUGUGGCCAUCAUUGCCCGGACAGACCUGAAGAAGAAUCGGGACUACCCACUAGCCUCCAAAGAUGCCAAGAAACAGCUGCUGUGUGGGGCAGCCAUUGGCACUCAUGAAGAUGACAAGUAUAGGCUGGACUUGCUCGCCCAGGCUGGUGUGGAUGUAGUGGUUUUGGACUCUUCCCAGGGAAAUUCCAUCUUCCAGAUCAAUAUGAUCAAGUACAUCAAAGAGAAAUACCUCAAUCUCCAAGUCAUUGGAGGCAAUGUGGUCACUGCUGCCCAGGCCAAGAACCUCAUUGAUGCAGGUGUGGAUGCCCUGCGGGUGGGCAUGGGAAGUGGCUCCAUCUGCAUUACCCAGGAAGUGUUGGCCUGUGGGCGGCCCCAAGCAACAGCAGUGUACAAGGUGUCAGAGUAUGCACGGCGCUUUGGUGUUCCAGUCAUCGCUGAUGGAGGAAUCCAAAAUGUGGGUCAUAUUGCAAAAGCCUUGGCCCUUGGGGCUUCCACAGUCAUGAUGGGCUCUCUCUUGGCUGCCACCACUGAGGCCCCUGGUGAGUACUUCUUUUCCGAUGGGAUCCGGCUAAAGAAAUAUCGCGGUAUGGGUUCUCUUGAUGCCAUGGACAAGCACCUCAGCAGCCAGAACAGAUAUUUCAGUGAAGCUGACAAGAUCAAAGUGGCCCAGGGGGUGUCUGGUGCUGUGCAGGACAAAGGGUCCAUCCACAAAUUUGUCCCUUACCUGAUUGCUGGCAUCCAACACUCAUGCCAGGACAUUGGUGCCAAGAGCUUGACCCAAGUCCGAGCCAUGAUGUACUCUGGGGAGCUUAAGUUUGAGAAGAGAACGUCCUCAGCCCAGGUGGAAGGUGGUGUCCAUAGCCUCCAUUCGUAUGAGAAGCGACUUUUCUGAACAGGGAUCCAGCACACCUCGGUUUUUUCAAUAAAAAUUUAGAAAGAAAAAAGUGAUGCCUGAUCUUUCACCAGACAGGUGGGGCUGUGUAGCUGCCACUACCACAGAUGCACACAAACACAGCACCCUCAUUUCCAGGGGGAGCCUCAGGCCCUGAGAUAAAUGUGUUCCAGGUUCAAAAAGUUCUUCCUGAGGCUGCUCACAAAACAGCUCUGACCAGCUGUGGCUCCUGGGGUUUCAGUCUCACACUGAGCAUCUGACUCUGGCUCCCGAGGGGUCAAAGGGUCAAAGAACAAUCCCUGGGACUGGCAUACACAGGGCAUCCUGCUAGCCUAUAGCUUGGCCAUAUAGGACCAGGUGAAGACACAUAAAUAUUCCCUAACUUGAAUCUCUCUCGGCCAUGCAUGUUGGCUCACACCUGUAAUCCCAGCACUUUGGGAGGUGGGCAUAUCACUCGAGGUCAGGAGUUCGAGACCAUCCUGGCCAACAUGGUAAAACCCCAUCUCUACUAAAAAUACAAAGAUUAGCUGGGCAUGGUGACGCAUACCUGUAGUCCCAAAUACUCAGGAGGCUGAGGUGGGAGAAUCACUGGAACCUGGGAGGGGGAGGUUGCAGUGAGCUGAGACUGCGUGACUGCACUCCACCCUGCGAAAGAGCGAGACUCCUCUUCA
This is a messenger RNA of Rhinopithecus roxellana (golden snub-nosed monkey), 2454 nucleotides long. RefSeq names its product inosine monophosphate dehydrogenase 2 (gene IMPDH2). Gene Ontology annotation, biological process: GTP biosynthetic process. Bases 323 to 1783 code for a protein of 486 amino acids. The record is from RefSeq and is a predicted model, not a curated record. The transcript has 14 exons. Gene Ontology annotation, cellular component: cytoplasm. Gene Ontology annotation, molecular function: IMP dehydrogenase activity. Lineage: Eukaryota; Metazoa; Chordata; Mammalia; Primates; Cercopithecidae.